Messenger RNA from Amblyraja radiata (thorny skate), 709 nucleotides. RefSeq names its product NADH:ubiquinone oxidoreductase complex assembly factor 2 (gene ndufaf2). Gene Ontology annotation, biological process: mitochondrial respiratory chain complex I assembly. The transcript is spliced from 5 exons. Gene Ontology annotation, cellular component: respiratory chain complex I; mitochondrion; membrane. Lineage: Eukaryota; Metazoa; Chordata; Chondrichthyes; Rajiformes; Rajidae. Bases 150 to 590 code for a protein of 146 amino acids. The record is from RefSeq and is a predicted model, not a curated record.
UGAAUCCAAUCCGGACUCUGCUGACACGAAUGUUUGGGCUUGUGAAACAUCAUGUGGGCACCGAUCAGUUGGGGAACAAGUAUUAUUACGUGCCCCAGCAGAAGACAUGGACGGUGUCAUAGGAUCUUGAACACCCAUCAAGAGGGCAGAUGGGGAUCAGUUUGGUGUUUCAUUCAAAAUACAUCACUGGACAGUAUUUAGGAGGACAGACUGUUCGCUCAAGAAGAAUAAUAGAAGCAGUCAUUCCAAAGGAAAUUGACUAUGAAGUAGGAAACAUUCCCUUUGAAUGGGAAGCUUGGAUACGAGGAAGCAGAAAAGACCCACCCACUACAGAGGAAAUUUUGCAGAAUGAAGAAUAUCGACAAAUGAUUAAAUUGCGGGCCUGUGAACUUCAGCAAGAUGAAGAGAUAAGGAAAGAGAAAGAAUAUGAAGAAGGCCUUGUGACUCGACCAGUUCAAACUCAAAUUAAAGGGCAUGCCUCUGCAAAUUACUUUGAAAAGGAUAAACAAUCUUCAGAACCUAGUAGUACUGCAAAUACUUUCCAACCUGGAAGUUGGUUACCGCCAGAAAACUCCAGCAAGAAAAAAUAGAUUUUAUUGGCCUUAAAAUUAAAGAACAUUUUAUCAUCGCUUUUUGAAUUGUAAAUAAAAAUCAGAAUGCAUGUAGUGAUUAUUUUAUUUGGGAAGUAUACUCUCUAUUUUUUAAUCUA